AUGGGGCUCGUGCGACGUCCCGACUUGACGCACGGUGUGGUCUCGCUACUCUCUCGUCAUCACCCCAGUCAACUACAACCUCUUCGCCGUCAACCUCUUCCUCGCGUUCGCUGGCGGCACGCAGCUCUUCCGCAUUUGGAGAUUCGACCAAGAGCAGAAGGCCAAGGCAAAGCAAGAGGAUUAGACGCAGCGCACACACACGCACACACACACGCCUACACACACACACCUACACACACACACACGCUCACACACACACACGCUCGCACACACACACGCCUACACACACACACCUACACACACACACACGCUCACACACACACGCUCGCACACACACACCUACACACACUCACACACCUACACACACACGCUCACACACACACACACCUACACACACACACCUACACACUCACACACCUACAAACACACACCUACACACUCACACACCUACACACACACACCUACACACACACACCUACACACUCACACACACACACCUACACACUCACACACACCUACACACACACACACCUACACACACACACACCUACACACACACACACCUACACACACACACCCACCUACACGCUCACCCACCACACGCUCACCCACCUACACGCUCACCCACCACACACACCCACCACACACACUCACCCACCACACUCACACACACACACACUCACCCACCACACUUACCCACCUACACGCUCACCCAACACACUCACUCACACCCACACACACACUCACUCGCCCACAACAACCGCCAUUCGCCACAGAGUGGCGGUGACGUCACCACGGUGCUUGUGCCAGGCUAAGUGCACUUUACGGCCAUGUGAACUGUCAAAGGCUUGCUGGCAAGAGGAGGUCACGGGACAGACACAGCUGGUGCUAUGGGUUGACUGCUGUGCCAGGCUAGGUGCAGGAGGUCACGGGACAGACCCAGCUGGUGCCAUGGGUUGACUGCUGUGCCAGGCUAGGUGCAGGAGGUCACGGGACAGACCCAGCUGGUGCCGUGGGUUCACCGACCAAGAAGACUGUGGCCCCUACUGUCCCAACUCGCUGUGUUUUGGCUGCCCAGUGCUCCGCUCACUCACACACACUGACACACUCACACCCACACUGACACACUCACACACUGACACACUCACCCACCCUCACACCGACACACUCACUGACACACUCACCCACACACUCACUCACCCUCACAAUGACACACUGACACACACUGAAACACCCCCGCGCUGACACACUCACCCACACACUAACACACUCACUCACCCACACACUCACACACCCACCCACACACUCACCCCCACACUCACACACACUCACCCACACACUGACACACUCACCCACCCCCACACUGACACACUCACACCCUGACACACUCACCCCCACACUCACACACAUUCACGAACACACUGACACACACACCCACAUACACACCCACACACUCUCCCACACACACGCACACACUCACGCACACACAGACAUAUCCCCUUAGUCGCACACGCACAAAGCGCGCUAACCGCUGCGCCACCGCUCCCCACCCACCCAGUGCCGCUCAUUUCGUGAACGCCUCCAGAGCUUUGCCAAGAGCUCGGGGAGGCUUCACUCGACAGCUCCUUAAGCUCGUGGAUCCACUCCCAUUUCACCUCCAAAUCCACUCACAUUCCACUCUCAUUUCACCUCCAUUUCACCUCCAAUUUCACUCCCAUUUCACCUCCAAUUUCACUCCCAUUUCACCUCCAAUUUCACUCCCAUUCCACCUCCAAUUCCAUUUCACCUCCAAUUCACCUCCCAUUUCACCUCCAUUUCACCUCCAAUUCCAUUUCGCCUCCAUUUCACCUCCAAUUCCACUCCCAUUUCACCUCCAAUUCCACUCCCAUUUCACCUCCAAUUCCACUUCCAUUUCACCUCAAUUUCUCUCCCAUUUCACCUCCCAUUUCACCUCCAAUUCACCUCCCAUUCGAUUCCCAUUUCACCUCCAAUUCCACUCCCAUUUCACUCCAAUUUCACCUCCAAAUCACCUCCAAAUCCACUCCCAUUCCACUCCCAUUUCACCUCCAAUUUCACCUCCAAUUCAACUCCCAUUUCACCUCCAAUUUCACCUCCAAUUCCACUCCCAUUUCACCUCCAAUUUCACCUCCAAUUCCACUCCCAUUUCACCUCCAAUUUCACCUCCAAUUCCACUCCCAUUUCACCUCCAAUUUCACCUCCAAUUCCACUCCCAUUUCACCUCCAAUUCCACUCCCCUCCCCUCCUUCCCGGCCCUCUCCUCUCUCCCUCACCCCCCACUGAAUCCACCACGUGGUGGUGGCUCUUUCCACAGGAGCUGCAGCCUCUCCCGUGUGUGCAAGUCGGGGGGGGGGCUGUACAGUACUGUACUGUAUGUACUGUAUGUACUGUAAUAAUAAAUAAAUAAGGUCGGUGCAAAUCUACAGCAGACCUCCUUCCUGAGA
Molecule: messenger RNA, 2462 nt
Organism: Lethenteron reissneri (Far Eastern brook lamprey)
Lineage: Eukaryota; Metazoa; Chordata; Hyperoartia; Petromyzontiformes; Petromyzontidae
Source: RefSeq, a predicted model, not a curated record